AUGACUCCGUCUCUGACGAAGAGGAGUUAUUCCACGAACGAGACUUUGAAACAAACAAACGAUGGCUCUGUUUAUGUUAUGUUGAGAGAUUACUAUAGGAAAUCUCACGGCAAGUAUCCAUCCGCAGCAAAGAUGUUGAAUCUUUUACGUGACCGAGACACUCGACUAUUAAGCAUAGCAAGCAGUCUUAUCUUAAGGCCCUUGCAAAACUUCGCGACGGUUACAAAAGUCGAUGAUGAUGAUAUCCUAGAGGCAUUGAAACCAGGUGUUGUUAAGUUGUGCGAGAACGAUCGAAACGAACUCAAUCAAGUUACUACACUAACUGAAUUUAAGGAGUGGAUCAUUAAGGAGGUCAAGAUCCAACGUGUCCCUAACAGGGAGGAGGUUCAGAUCCCAAAAUACUUAUUGAAGGGUCUUUACCAUUCUCAGACCGACUCUAGCGGCAACACACAACAAACAAAAGCAAUAUUCUUCGAAGCACGGUCAAUCUAA
Messenger RNA from Brettanomyces bruxellensis, 492 nucleotides. RefSeq lists its product as uncharacterized. NCBI's taxonomy places the organism in Eukaryota, Fungi, Ascomycota, Pichiomycetes, Pichiales, Pichiaceae. The transcript is spliced from 2 exons. The record is from RefSeq and is a predicted model, not a curated record. The coding region runs from base 1 to 492 and encodes 163 amino acids.